This is a messenger RNA of Ilex paraguariensis (yerba mate), 2136 nucleotides long. Lineage: Eukaryota; Viridiplantae; Streptophyta; Magnoliopsida; Aquifoliales; Aquifoliaceae. The record is from the annotation of a GenBank genome assembly.
AUGGGUUCUUCUACUCCUUUUGGUGCACCUAGUCAACCUACUUUUGUUGCUUCAAGUACUCCUGCCUUUGGUUCAUCAAGCUCGUCGGCCUUUGGUGGCACAAGCGCACCUGCCUUUGGUGCCACAAACACCCCAGCCUUUGCUUCUACAGCAACCCCAGCAUUUGGUGCAACCAGCACUACAUUUUCUGUAUCUAGUUCCCCAGUAUUUGGAUCAAGCACUCCAACAUUUGGUGCCUCUAGUACUUCUGUAUUUGGAUCAUCAAGCACUCCAGCAUUUGGUGCCUCAAGCACUCCGGCAUUUGGUGCCUCAACUACUUCAGCUUUUGGUGGCACAAGCGCACCUGCCUUUGGUGCCACAAACACCCCAGCCUUUGGUUCUACUGCAACCCCUGCAUUUGGUGCAACCAGCACUACAUUUUCUGAAUCUAGUUCCCCAGUAUUUGGAUCAAGCACUCCAGCAUUUGGUGCCUCUAGUACUUCUGUAUUUGGAUCAUCAAGCACUCCAGCAUUUGGUGCCUCAAGCACUCCGGCAUUUGGUGCCUCAACUACUUCAGCUUUUGGUGGUUUGAGUACUCCUUCAUUUAGUUUUGGGUCCACUCCAGCAUUUGGCCAAUCAACUUCUGCAUUUGGAAGCAGUCCAUUUGGUACAACUACAUCGCCCUUUGGAGCUCAGAGUGCUCCAUUUGGAGCCCAGGCUACAACACCAACAUAUGGGAGCUCUGGUUUUGGACAGUCAGCUUUUGGAGGCCAUCGAGGGGGAAGUAGAGUGGCUCCCUACACGCCAACACCCGAGUUAGAUAGUGGCACAGGUACACAGCCUGCUGGAAAGCUGGAGUCAAUUGCGGCUAUGCCUGUUUACAAGGAUAAAAGCCAUGAAGAACUCAGAUGGGAAGACUAUCAAUUGGGUGAUAAAGGAGGGCCAAGUCCUGCUGGUCAAUCUGCUGGCGCAAUUGGAUUUAGCGCUUCUAGCACACAGUCAAGUCCAUUUGCUUCGUUUUCAACAUUUGGUCAGAUAUCUGUGAAUCCCUUUUCAUCCUCAAUAUCUUCCAACCCUUUUGCUGUGAUGCCCCAUAAUCUGGGUGUCCGCCAUCGAGGGGGAAGUAGAGUGGCUCCCUACACGCCAACACCUGAGUUAGAUAGCACAACAGUUACACAGCCUGCUGGAAAGCUGGUGUCAAUAGCAGCUAUGCCUGUUUAUAAGGAUAAAAUCCAUGAAGAACUCAGAUGGGAGGACUAUAAAUUGGGUGAUAAAGGGCCAAGUCCUGCUGGUCAGUCUGCUGGCGCAAUUGGAUUUAGCGCUUCGAGCACACAGUCAAGUCCAUUUGCUUCGUCGGCAACAUUUGGUUUUGGACAGUCAACUUUUGGAGGCCAUCGAGGGGGAAGUAGAGUGGCUCCCUACACGCCAACACCUGAGUUAGAUAGCACAACAGUUACACAGCCUGCUGGAAAGCUGGUGUCAAUAGCAGCUAUGCCUGUUUAUAAGGAUAAAAUCCAUGAAGAACUCAGAUGGGAGGACUAUAAAUUGGGUGAUAAAGGUGCUUUACUAAAUGUUUGUAGAAAUCUCGAACUGAUACACACCUCAUUGCCUGCCAUGUUAAAUAAUAUUUUUAAUCUGAUUUCGGGAGGGCCAAAAACCCCAGCCUUUGGCAGUUCCGGCUUGGGAUCCACAUCUACUCUUGCAUUUGGUUCUUCACCCUUUGGGACAUCAUCGACAUCUAACCCUUUUGGGUCAACUUCAUCAGCAACACUAUCCAUAUUUGGUUCAACUCCUGUAUUUGGAGCCAGUACCUCCCCAUCUCCUUUUGGAUCAUCAAGGUUAUCUGCUUUUGGAUCAUCAACAUCUGUUUUUGGUUCUUCAUCAGUUCAGGGAACAACUCCAUCAUUUGGUUCUGGCUUAAGUUUUGGCAACACUCAGUCAUCCCCACUGUUCCAGUCAAGUGCACCUUCACUGGGACUGGCAACUCCUGCUUUUGGACAGACUACCUCCUCCUUUGGACAGAGUACUCCAGCGUUUGGGCAAUCAAGUAUAUUUAGUACACCUUCUACUGCAUUUGGAGGGAAUUUGUUUUCAAGCACUCCAUCUCUGCUAUCUACAAGCAACCCAUCAGGAUUUGGUCAAACAACCGAAAGUUAA